UAAUAAUAAGGGUCUAUGUAUUUGCAUACAAAAAAAAUCGAACUUGCAUGCAAAUCAAUAAAAUGUUACCAGACUACAGGCUAGUACUAAAAACUACAAUAAAAUUCUAUUCAAAUCAUUUAAAGAUCAUUUUACAUUUUAUUUAACUAAACUAAAUACUGUUUUUUAAUAUAUUUCUCGAUCUAGUAUAUCGUCUUCUGCAGUAUUUAUUAUCCUGUUGCUCCUACGUUACAUGAUUUAUUAUUUUAUUAAAUACUGUCCGCCCUUUUCUCGUUUCUACAGUAACAUAUGAGGUUCAGCAGUUGUGUACAUUAAUAUUGCUGAACAUUAUUACAUGAUGCUAUAAGUGUGAUAAAUGAAAGAUGUGCAUGAAGGUUUGACAAAAUGACAACGCCAUAUUAAAUAGAAUCGACAUUGUAUUAAGAACUAAGAGUUUAAUGUCAUUUUUUAUUAACGGAGGAGGAAAUUAAGAAUCAUUGUGGAAAUGUGUAAGAUCAAACCAAGGGGGGAAAAGGCUGUGUAAGAUGCUUUGUGUGUGUGUGUGUGUGUGUGUGUGUGUGUGUGUGUGUGUGUGUGUGUGUGUGUGUGUGUGUGUGUGUGUGUGUGUGUCAGAGACAGGGGGAGGGAGGGAGAGAGAGAGAGAGAGGGAGAGAGAGAGAGAGAGAGAGAGAGAGAGAGAGAGAGAGAGACUGAAUGUCACUUUCCAAAAACUGUAUAAUCUGCUAUUAUGGGAGAGAAGGUCGAAAAUUUCGACUUCAUUUCUUUUUUCCCCUCUCUCUCUCUCUCUCUCUCUCUCUCUCUCUCGCUCUCUCCAUAAUCAAGUUUUUUUAUUGGAUGAAGUGUGGUCAGCUGACCCAGUCAUCUCUGUCCAUCUUAGAAAGGAAGCUUUGAAAACACGUUGAGCUGCGCGCGUGCAGUCUUUUAUUGGUGUCCCGAAAUAAAUUAGACAUCAUACAGAAGUGGCAUUAAAAAACAGACAGAAAAAAAAGAAACAAAGACUGCAAAAAAGAACGAAAGAAAGAAAGCGUGGGUGAGGGAGGGAAAGAAGAAGGGAGGGAGUAAAAUAGAGAAAGAGAGAGAUCAGAGAAAGUAGGAGAGGGAGGGAAAGAGAAGAAGAGAGGUUUGGAGUGAGAGAGAGGGAGAGAGAGAGUGGACGGUAUGAAUUCCUAUUUCACCAACUCGUCCCUCUCGUGCCACUUAACCGGAGCUCACGAGGUUUUGCCUAACGUGGCCCUGUCCAACUCGAGCACCUACGACCCCGUGGUCCGCCAUUUCCCAUCGUCCUAUGGCGCCGCUAACCGGAUGUACCGCGCGCCGUUCUACCCGCCGCAGGAAGACGUGAUGUUCGGCGCGAGCCGCGCACCGUACGACUACGGCUCCAACGCGUUUUACUCGGACAAAGACGCGAUUUCCGGUUGCAGACAAAGCUUCGCGCAGGACUUCACAACUUCACCGUCAUUAGAGCAAUGCAGAAGCGCGUGCCAGGAUCCAAAAAGCAGCAGCAUACAGAUUUAUCCCUGGAUGCAAAGGAUGAACUCGCACAGUGGUGUUGGUUACGGCUCUGACAGGCGCAGGGGUCGUCAGAUUUAUUCUCGAUACCAAACACUGGAGCUGGAGAAAGAGUUUCACUACAACCGAUAUUUAACACGGAGAAGAAGAAUCGAGAUCGCCAACACGCUGUGUCUAACCGAGCGACAGAUUAAAAUAUGGUUUCAGAACCGCAGGAUGAAAUGGAAAAAAGAGAACAAUCUGACCUCCACUCAAAACGAACAGGAAACACGGAAAGAGGAUACAGAAGGAUCCACUAAUGACACUAAGGAGUAGAUUUUUUUGUUGCAUCAGGCACGUUGUAUAUACAUGAAACUACCUAAAAAAGUGCCAAAAUUAUGUAUGAUAUUUCAUGCAUAUGUAUAUUGAAAAAUAUGGUUAAGAAACUACCUAUCAAUCAAACUACCUGUUGAAUUUUGCCUCACAAACUGUUAUGCGCUAUAAUUGUGGCUUUUCCACUUAUAUCUCUAUACUCCACGUAUUCAUCAUAUAGAAAAGUGCGGUUAUAUAAAACUACCUGUUGACAUUACCUAAGGAAUUUUGUUACGGAUUAAAAUCUGAGCAGAAAACUGACAAAUUGUUAUAAUUCACUAUUAUGUAUUCAUUUGCAUAUAUGGAAAGUAUGUUUAUAUGAAACGACCUUGCCUUAGUUGUUAAACGCCAUGAGACAAAAAAAAAAAAAAAAAGGGAUUAUAAUUGUGUGCCUCGUCCAUGCAUACAAGCAAAUGUUUGGUUAUAUAAAACUACUGAACUGGUAUCAUUUUUAAAUAAACAUCAACAUGUAUCCUCAA
Messenger RNA from Ictalurus punctatus (channel catfish), 2339 nucleotides. RefSeq names its product homeobox C6b (gene hoxc6b). Gene Ontology annotation, molecular function: RNA polymerase II cis-regulatory region sequence-specific DNA binding; DNA-binding transcription factor activity, RNA polymerase II-specific. Gene Ontology annotation, cellular component: nucleus. The record is from RefSeq and is a predicted model, not a curated record. Gene Ontology annotation, biological process: anterior/posterior pattern specification; regulation of transcription by RNA polymerase II. NCBI's taxonomy places the organism in Eukaryota, Metazoa, Chordata, Actinopteri, Siluriformes, Ictaluridae. Bases 1159 to 1824 code for a protein of 221 amino acids. The transcript is spliced from 2 exons.